Messenger RNA from Candida albicans SC5314, 2061 nucleotides. RefSeq names its product cytochrome c lysine N-methyltransferase (gene CTM1). Gene Ontology annotation, molecular function: protein-lysine N-methyltransferase activity. The transcript has a single exon. Lineage: Eukaryota; Fungi; Ascomycota; Pichiomycetes; Serinales; Debaryomycetaceae. Gene Ontology annotation, biological process: peptidyl-lysine trimethylation; peptidyl-lysine monomethylation. The coding region runs from base 1 to 2061 and encodes 686 amino acids. The record is from RefSeq and is a predicted model, not a curated record.
AUGCCCCCAAAACCAUUAGUUCCACGUACACUUCAUAUCCCUGGUGUUAAACGCAAUGGUGAUUUACUCUAUUAUAUCGGCGAUAAUGGUAUAACAUUUCAUCCUAAUCUAACCAUAGACCGUAGUUUGUUGGGUGGGAUCGGAUUGUUCUUUAACCCUGGUGAGGGUGGUGGAAAUGAAUCCACCCAGACUCCUCAAGGUACAAUUGUGAACAGUAAUGUCAAACAGAGUUUUCAGUCCGUGGCUGAUGUCGAAUUGUUACGUAUUCCUAGAAGGUCAACAUUCACUAUCCAUACAUUGGUUAGAUUAUUAGAGGAACUAAAGAUUCGUGAUAAAUUAAUAACCAUUGAUAAUAUUAAUGUUCCACCAAUUAAAGAAUCGGAAUUAAUUAUUAAUUUCUUGAAUUGCAUGGAGCCAACCACUGAAACUCAUAUUUUGAUAACCUAUUUUCUUGCUUUUCACACAAUCAAAAAGUUUCGUCAAAGAUUGUCUCCCAAAUCGCCAUAUUAUCAAGAAUCACCAGUUAUGCAAUUGAAUACCUAUUUGAAUAUUUUAAGUGCAACUUCAACAAUAAAAUACCCUGCGGAUCAUUUCCACAAAAAGCUGGAUUACAUCAGUAGGGAUAUUGACGAUGAGUUUGUUAGUACCUAUUGUGAAAUGAGUCAAAAAAUCAAACUUGAAUAUGAAUCAUUAAUUGAACAAUUGCACGCAUUGUAUCAUGAUGUACCACUUUUCGAUAUUGCAAAGUUAUUAUCGUUUGAAUCAUAUUUCCAAAUUUGUCAAGCGGUUAGAUCAAGAAUCCUCGAAAUUCCUCGAGAUGCUCACAACGAUAUUGAUGAUGUUGUUGGUCCACCUCUCAAGAAAAUGAAAGCGCGUGAAGCUCAAGGUGAGCCACUGGAAAACGCUGUCACUACUGGUUUACAAGAGCUUUCCAUUAAUCCAGAGGAAGGGAAAUCCAAUGUCGGGUCGGGACGCAAUGACACUGAACAUACUAAUAACACCGAUGAUUAUGUAAUUGACGUUUCUUUGGUUCCGAUUUUGGAUUUUGUCAACCAUAAUCAUCAUAGCAAUUCUUAUUUUGAUAUUGAUAGACGUACUAACGAUAUUGUAUUAAAAUUGAGGUCCAAUGUGCAAAUGAUUGCCAACGAAAAAUUUGAGGUUACAAUUAGUUAUGACCCUGAAGAUAAUAUCAAGGAAUUUUUAUACACGUAUGGAUUUUUUCCUAAAAUAGUCAACAAUAAGAUUGGUGUCAGUGCCAAUUUUAAUGAAAAUGAUAAUAUCCAAUUAUUUGAAUUGAAAUUAAACAAUUUGGACCGUUAUAUUCCUAAGAGUCAGUACUUGUGUAGGUGGUUGAAAGUCUUACCCCAAAUUCAAUUGGUUAUCAAGUAUGCUUCUUCUGAUACUGUUGAUAAUGCAAACAGCAACAAUGAGUCCAACAUGAGAGUUUAUUUCAACUUUUUCUCCAAUAAUUUACCAUUGUUGUUUAUUCCCGAGAUAGCUUAUAAUGCAGGUUGGUUGGAUGUUUUAAUACCUCAUUUCAUUAAAUAUAAUAAUAUCCCUCCAAAUUGUCGUACUAAUAUUGAUGCACUAGAGUUGGUUAAUAUGUUUAUAUAUCAAGAAAAGCAUUGUGAUUAUAUUAAUGGUAUUGAUCCAAUUGGGGUUAAAUUGACUACGACUGAUGAUGAUAAUGUUGGUUCCAGUCGAAAAGCGCCAGUUUUGUUAUCUGAUUUAUCCAAUAUUUUACAAGUGACAAACUCUGAUUUCGAAGACUUGAUAAAAAAAACACUUGAGUUCAUUGUUACUGUUUAUUUAAAUGAACAAGUGGAACAUUUAAAGGAUCAGUUGGACUUAAAGAAAAAGCUUGUCAUGUGUGGACUCGCUAAUAACUUUGAUGAAUUGGUUGAUAAAUAUCAGAGAUUUAAAUUUAGAGUAUUUCAGCAAAUUAUCAAGCAAUACAAAGAGGAUCUUUCAAGCUUGAUUUUACCUGAAAGUAUCGCCAAAAGGGCAUGGGAGACUAAAUAUCGAACACCACCCCGAGAAUUUAUUUUUGAAUGUACUUGA